Molecule: messenger RNA, 441 nt
Organism: Diaporthe amygdali
Lineage: Eukaryota; Fungi; Ascomycota; Sordariomycetes; Diaporthales; Diaporthaceae
Exons: 2
Coding region: 1-441 (146 amino acids)
Source: RefSeq, a predicted model, not a curated record
AUGUCGACUACUCGCAGGCCCUACUUUAUCAUCUCCGCUCUGCCAGCCGAUGACAUGGCCCAGCAAGACUUGGAGGUCGAGCAGGUCUUCCACCUGAAGGCGGAAGAAGCCCGCGACGAGGUCGAAAAGAUGAAGAAGUCGCUCAACGACAACGGCUUUGACUUUGAUUGGAGGCUCGGCUGCAAGGAAACCCUCGACAAGCUCGACGCAGCGGAACAUGUCGACGGAAUUAUCUUCGGAUUUGGAUUGCGUGGCCACCCAGCUCCAAGCAUUUCCAUCCUUUUCGAGGAGCUAAUCGAAAAAGUGAGAUAUCACCCAAAGAACGUCAAAAUGUUCUUCAACUGGAGCAUCCCGUCCAGCUUGGACGCUUGCCAGAGAGCCAUGAAAUUGAAGGCGGACAAGGAGAAGGAGGCUGCCGGAGCGGCGCAAGAAGUAAUAUAG